AUGUCUUGGAUGAAUUCUGGCAGCAACCAGAAAUCUGAGACUGAAAUUGCUCAUCUCAUCAAGGGGGUAUUGCUACAGGAGGAUUUUAACACAAAGCACCUAGAAGACUUCUCAGUGAGGAAGAGCUUACAAGAGAUGGACAAUGACCCCAAAGGAAAUAAAAUUGAAUUUCUGUAUGACUGGAUGCAGGCUAGUGUCACUAUCUGGAUUCCAAUGAAAUUGAGGGAGGAUGAAGCUAGACCUUUUUCCAUUUCAGGGUUACAUUUUUGCCCCCUCAUCAAAGUGAUUCGGUUGGCUUUCAUGGACAUCCAAGCAGGUGCAUUUCAUCUUUCCCCUUUCAAGCAUCUAUGGAAGGACCCAUUGGAUAAUCACCAAGAGCGUAUUUACAACGAGCUCUAUACUUCUGACUCAUGGCUGGACACCCAAGAUGAGGUGCAGAAGCUCCCAAGGGAGCCCAGAUGCACACUGGAAUGGGUGGUUGCUGGUCUCAUGUUUUUCUUGGAUGCCACACAUCUUGCAGAUUUUGGAACUGCAAAGGCCUGGCCCCUCUAUAUGUACUUCAGAAAUCUGAUGAAGUACACUCACUCCACACCAAAGUCCAGUGCAUGUCACCUUGUGGGAUUUCUACUGUUGUGUCACUUUGAUGUUUGUGCAUCAGCUGCUGGAUAA
This is a messenger RNA of Suillus subaureus, 669 nucleotides long. RefSeq lists its product as uncharacterized. Lineage: Eukaryota; Fungi; Basidiomycota; Agaricomycetes; Boletales; Suillaceae. The transcript has 2 exons. The coding region runs from base 1 to 669 and encodes 222 amino acids. The record is from RefSeq and is a predicted model, not a curated record.